Messenger RNA from Phlebotomus papatasi, 1668 nucleotides. RefSeq names its product zinc finger protein OZF-like. The transcript has 3 exons. Gene Ontology annotation, cellular component: nucleus. Lineage: Eukaryota; Metazoa; Arthropoda; Insecta; Diptera; Psychodidae. Gene Ontology annotation, biological process: regulation of transcription by RNA polymerase II. The coding region runs from base 43 to 1668 and encodes 541 amino acids. Gene Ontology annotation, molecular function: DNA-binding transcription factor activity; RNA polymerase II cis-regulatory region sequence-specific DNA binding; zinc ion binding. The record is from RefSeq and is a predicted model, not a curated record.
CCUCAAUUUCUUGAUUUGUUUUGGUUUUUCUCUGUUGGAAAAAUGACGGAAAAUGCGGAAAAUACCACCUAUUUGGAUGAAUUGUGUAGAAUUUGUGCUAUAAAGUGCAGUAUCCUGGAUGUGGGAGUAUACUCUAACAUUGGACAAAUGAAGGAAUUGCAGAAAAAGUUGGAUUCUUGCCUUCCCAUUUCGGUGCGAGACCAUGAUCCAUUCCCUAAGAAACUCUGCCAGAACUGCUGUUUUCAGCUGGAGGCCUUCUAUGAGUUCCGCCAGAAGAGUCUCGAGUCGGAAUGCUACUUCAACAAUUUACUGAAGAAAUCCGAAGCUGGGAUUGUGACUCCUGGAUACUCAGCAGAUGCUUUUGCUCAUAUGGAUUUCGAGGGAUUGCAGGUGUCUGAGGACAAGGAGAGGAAGGAAAAUUUUCAGUACAUUUUGGAGAGUGAUGAUAUCCUUAUAAAAGUGCAGGGAAAUGGUUCACAGUUUAUAGACAAUCUUUCCGGGAAUGAGAUUAUCAACUUUGAUCAGACAAUGUUGUCAGAUACAAAUAUCUUCAUUGAUGCGAAGGAAGAAGGGAAUGCUGAGGCUUUGACGAUUAAUUCCGAGUCUCUGCCUUCGGAUUUGAACUUUGCGGAUCAUCUGACGGAUGUGGAGGAAGAAAUUGGGCUUCAGGGGGAAGAUGAUAGGAAGGUGGAUGAGUCGGCAGGGUCGGAAGGGUCGGAAGUAGAAGAAGGUCAGGAGAAGGAGGAUUUGAGGGAGGUUGAGGAAUUCAAGGAGGGGAGUUCGGAGCAGAAAAGCCAGAAGGGGAAGAAACCAAGGGAAUGCAGUAUCUGUGGGAAGUGUUUUCAGAACAAUUACAAAUUGGAGGAGCACAUGCUGAGGCACAGUGAUCCUAAGCCCUAUAAAUGCUCCUUCGAGGGCUGCCCAAAGGGUUUCUCAUCGAAAAUUGGACGGAUGCAGCAUGAAGCAUCGCACAGCGGAGAGUUUCUGCUGACGUGCGAAAAAUGCGGCAAGGGAUUUCAGUGUCAGAGCUACCUGACAGUGCACCAGAGAGUUCAUUCGGAUGCCAAGCCUUUUGGUUGCUCAACGUGCGGAAUGAGAUUCAAGGCAAAGGCUUCUUUGAUCAAUCACGAGAAUCGUCACAUGGGCAUUCAGCCGUUCAAGUGCAGCGUAGUAGGCUGUGAGAAAAAAUUCGUGAGGAAAGCUCUCUGCCUUGCCCAUGAAUCCACUCACACUUCCGAGGGCAACCGGAAGCAUCCGUGCAGCGUUUGCGGGAAAAAAUACGUAUGCAAAUCCUACCUGGAAGUCCACAUGAGAAUCCACACAAAUACCCGUCCCUUUGGCUGUGAAAUCUGCGGGAAGAAAUUCAUCACGAAUAUCGACUUGAAGUCGCAUCAAUUGGUUCACACGAAGGAAAAGAAGCAUUUCUGUGAGAGCUGUGGGAAGUUUUUCUCCCGGAAAGAUACCCUAAACAUCCACCGAAGAAGCCACACGGGUGAAAAACCCUACAAAUGCCCCUGCGGCGAUAGCUUUGCCAAAUCCUCCGUACGGAAUGUCCACAUGAAGCUCCACACGGGCGAGCGACCUUUCGCCUGUCCGGAGAAAAAUUGCACCAAGAGAUUUGUGGCCAAGAGCACAAUGAUGACGCAUAUCAAGAGACACAGCAAAUGA